CAGAACACACUCUUCGCGUCUUCUCCUUCUUCAUGUUUCAGGGCGGCCCGAAUCGAAUCACAUUAACAAGCCCUCACAAAGCCCUAGAAAUUUAAUCCAAACAGUUCUCUUACUACAUAUCAGUACUCACAAACCCUAGUUUCUCUCCCAGUUUUCAGGUAAGUAGAAAUAUAUAUUAGGCAUAAAUGGGUAGUAAGAAAAGAGGGUCUAGUGUGGCAGAGGAAGUAGAAAAUCAGUUAGAUACAGGCACUGAUAAUGUUGUUUCAGAGCCAAUGAAAAAGAAAAUGAAAAAGGAGAAGCAGAAAGAAGUUGCUGAUGGGUCUGGAACCCCAUCUUCAACUGCGCAAUCUAUUACAUCAAUGGAGAGAAGGAAGAAAAGAAAAGCAUUGGAUAAAGAGAAACACCGCGAGACUUCUGAUGAUGUGGGAGCGAAGCCCAAACCUUUGGAUUUGAAGGUUGAUGAGACUUGGGUGCCUAUGGCAACUUCGCCGAGUGGUGGUCUGCCUGAGUUUCAUAUUAGUGUUUUUAAGGGCCUUGCAUCGGCUGAUGCUAGUGUAAGAGAAGCAUCAGUUGAAGCAAUGGUAAUAGAGUUGCGGGAAGUCCAAAUGGCGUAUGAUAAGCUAGAGAAAAAGGAGCUGGUUGAUGGUGGGUUGCAAUUGGAAGCAGAAAAGGAUGAUGGGUUGAAUAACUGUGCACCUUCUUUGAGAUAUGCUGUUCGGAGACUUAUACGUGGUGUUUCUUCAUCAAGAGAGUGUGCAAGACAAGGCUUUGCAUUGGGUUUGACUAUAUUAGUUGGUGCAAUUCCAAGCAUCAAAGUUGAUGCAUUGCUGAAAUUGAUAGUUGAUUUGUUGGAGGUCUCUUCUUCAAUGAAGGGCCAGGAAGUGAGGGAUUGUCUUUUGGGUCGCUUGUUUGCUUAUGGGGCUGUCGCACGAUCAGGAAGGCUAACUGAAGAAUUGGUUUCUGAUAAAAAAUCUGCUUCCAUCAGAGAAUUUAUCAGCUCCCUUAUUUCCCUUGCAGCCAAGAAGCGGUACUUGCAAGAACCUGCUGUCUCAGUUAUUUUUGACUUAAUUGAAAAGUUACCAGUGAAAGCCUUGCUGAAUCAAGUAAUUGAAGCUCCAGGGCUGCAAGAGUGGUUUAUUGGAGCAAUUGAGGUUGGAAAUCCUGAUGCAUUGCUUCUAGCUCUCAGAGUGCGAGAAAGAAUUUCUGUCGACCGCAAAGUGUUUGGCAAACUUCUGCCUGAUCCAUAUAGCCCUAGUGGUCUCUUUUCAGCUGAUCAUUUAUCCUCCAUUUCUAAUUGCUUGAAGGAAUCUACUUUCUGUCAGCCUCGAGUUCAUAGUGUUUGGCCUGUUUUGGUUAAUAUUCUUUUACCUGAUAUGGUUUUGCAAGAUGUGGAUUCAACAUCAGGUUUAAAUUCCAUUAAGAAGCACAAAAAAAAUCGCAAGUGUAGCUCAUCUGAAGAAGAGAUUGAGAAAAACCUUCGAUGUUUUUUUGAAGUUGUUGUUGAAGGAUGCCUUCUGUCGUCCUCACAUGACCGUAAACACUUGGUUUUUGAUGUUCUGCUUCUUCUCCUACCGAGGCUGCCCACAUCUUGUGUCCCAAUUGUUUUGUCUUACAAGCUUGUUCAGUGCCUGAUGGAUAUACUUUCCACCAAGGACUCUUGGCUGUUCAAAGUUGGACAACAUUUUCUAAAACAUUUAUCAGACUGGGUGAUGAGUGAUGAUGUCAGAAGAGUAGCUGUUAUUGUGGCCUUGCAGAAGCACAGCAAUGGGACAUUUGAUUCCAUAACUCGGACAAAAACAGUAAAAGAUUUGAUGGCGGAAUUUAAAACUGAAUCUGGCUGCAUGUUGUUGAUUCAAAACUUAAUGAGCAUGUUUCUGGAUGAAGGCCAUGCUUCAGAGGAACCUUCAGAUCAGAGUCAAACAACUGAUGACAAUUCAGAGAUAGGUUCAGUUGAGGAUAAGGAUUCUGUUGGGGCAAUGGGAACUUCUGAUUUUUUGAAAAGUUGGGUUAUAGAUUCCCUUCCCAGUGUUUUGAAGCACUUACAUCUAGAUCCGGAAGCAAAGUUUCAGGUGCAAAAGGAAGUUUUGAAGUUUUUAGCUGUUCAGGGUAUAUUUUCUUCAUCACUCGGCACUGAAAUAACAUCUUUUGAAUUACAAGAGAAGUUUAGAUGGCCGAAAGCUGCCACCUCAAGCGCUCUUUGCAGGAUGUGCAUUGAGCAGGUUCAGUUGUUGCUGGCAAAUGCUCAGAAGGGAGAGGGGUCUCACUUGAUGGAAAGUGGUCUCGAGACAAAUGAUCUUGGGUCUUACUUCAUGCAAUUCCUUAAUACAUUAUGCAACAUUCCAUCAGUGUCACUCUUUAUGACCUUGAACAAUGAGGAUGAAAAAGCAUUCAAAAAACUACAAGCAAUGGAAACUAGGCUAUCGAGAGAGGAAAGGAACUGUGGACUCAGUGCAGGUGCAAAUAAGUUGCAUGCCCUGAGGUAUUUGCUCAUCCAGUUGGUGCUGCAAGUUCUCCUUCGACCAGGGGAAUUCUCUGAAGCUGUGUCUGAACUCAUUAUUUGCUGUAAGAAAGCUUUUUCCACUGCUGAUCUUCUCGACUCUUCUGGAGAAGAUGAAAUAGAUGGUGAUGGAACACCCAUGUUAAUGGAUGUCCUUGUGGAUACACUACUUUCUUUGCUGCCGCAAUCAUCUGCUCCUAUGCGUUCUGCUAUUGAGCAGGUUUUUAAAUAUUUCUGCAAUGAUGUCACGGACAAUGGACUGCUUCGGAUGUUGCGGGUUAUAAAGAAGGAUCUGAAACCAGCUAGACAUCAAGAUAAAGACAGUGAAGAUGAUGACGACAACGACGAUGAUGUUGAAGAUGUUUUUGGCAUCGAAGAAGCUGAGGAAUCUGACGAGGCUGAGACAGGUGAAACGGCUGAGAGUGAUGAGCAGACAGAUGACUCUGAGGCAGUAGUUGGGGUUGAGACGAUUGACAAAGAACUUACUGAAGCUUCUGAUGAUUCUGAUGGGGGUAUGGAUGAUGAUGCAAUGUUCCGCAUGGAUACUUAUCUUGCGAGAAUUUUAAAAGAGCGCAAGAACCAGGCUGGUGGUGAAACUGCUCAUUCUCAGCUUGCACUCUUCAAACUUCGUGUUCUCUCGCUGUUGGAGAUUUACUUGCAAGAGAAUCAAGGAAAGCCCCAGGUAUUGAAGGUGUACUCUAACCUAGCCCAGGCAUUUGUCAACCCACAUACUGCAGAAGGUAGUGAGCAGUUUGGUCAGCGCAUAUGGGGGAUUCUGCAAAAGAAAAUUUUCAAAGCAAAGGACUAUCCAAGAGGAGAAUCUGUGCAACUAUCUAUGCUCGAACCUCUGUUGGAAAAGAACUUGAAGUUGGCAUCAAAACCAUUUAAGAAAAAGAAAUCUGUUGCCAAUCCAUCAAAGAAGAAGCAAUCAGCCUCUUGGAAUCGACACAAGAUAAUAACAUCCCUAGCUCAGAAUUCAACAUUUUGGAUUCUGAAGAUCAUUGAUUCAAGAAAGUUUCCUGAAUCUGAGUUGCAGAAGGUUUUUGAUAUUUUCCGUGGUGCUUUGGCAGCGUUUUUUGAAAGUAAAAAGUCUCAAAUGAAGGCAGAGUUUUUGAAAGACAUAUUUAGAAGAAGACCGUGGAUUGGUCAUCAUCUCUUUGAAUUCCUUUUGGAGAAAUGUUGCUGUUCAAAAUCAGAGUUUCGGAGAGUUGAAGCGCUUGACUUGGUGAUUGAAAUACUCAAAUCACUCAUCUCUGUUAGUACUGAUGAAAGUGGACGGGCUGUAUCAAAGAAAACUUUGAACAGUCAUCUUCCCAAACUGUGUCAUUUGAUAAAAGAGUUGGUUACAAAUAUGCCAGAAAAACAGGCUAGACGGGCUGAAGUGCGUAAGUUCUGCAGCAAAGUCUUCCAGAUUAUAACAAGUCUUAACCUGUCUAAAUCAUUUCUUAAAUCUUUGGAAUCAGAUGCACAUGCCACUUGUGCAUCGCAACUUGGUGAGGUGUUUCUUGCUUUGAAGAAGCGUUAACAGGCUUAGCCAAGGGGGUUGAGGUUAAAUUCAUUUGAAUUAUUGGAAAUAAAAUUCAAUUUCCAAUGACACUGCUGCAAGGCAGAGGUCAGCAAGAUACCAAUAAGGGUUUUCGACUUUCAUCUCAAAGAGAAUUCUUACUUGCAGAAACACUUCUGGGCAUGCGCUCUGACGGCUGCUCUAAUGCUGCACCUGUGAUCUUCAAUGGUUCCAGAUUUCUCUACAAGAAAUUAUCUUGGUAAGUUGUUAUAUUGACACCUUUAUCAUUAUUCUAGCGGGGUGUUUAUACAGGAAGAGUUUCGUCAUAGUUGGUGCAUUUCGUGUUUUGUAAUUUAUUUUGGCUUUUUGAACAUGAAUUGGUAACGAUUGAUCAUCGUGUAGCUUUUUGAUUCCGAAUCCAACAAAAAGAAAAAGAAAAAAGAUGUUAAUGUAGCUUUUGCUUGUUACCGAGCAUUGUAGCAUGCUGUAGUCUUCUUGUUGAUGAUCAAAAGUAGUCUGUGUACUUUUUUGGUGA
Messenger RNA from Camellia sinensis, 4536 nucleotides. Its product is annotated as rDNA transcriptional regulator pol5. Gene Ontology annotation, cellular component: nucleolus. The record is from RefSeq and is a predicted model, not a curated record. Gene Ontology annotation, molecular function: DNA binding; transcription factor binding. Lineage: Eukaryota; Viridiplantae; Streptophyta; Magnoliopsida; Ericales; Theaceae. Gene Ontology annotation, biological process: regulation of DNA-templated transcription.